AUGGAAGAUUGGGGUAGAGAAGAGAAUUGGCCUGGAGAGGAAGAAAGUAGAAGGGGGUGUUAUGAUAGUGUGUUUGAGAGGGGUCUCAGUGGGAAUGGAGAUCAGAGAGUUAAAGUAAGUGAGCUUGAUUGGAGCUGAUUUGGAAAGAAUAUGAUUCUUAAAAGUAAUUUAAAUGAUCUUGUAAGAUCAAGUAGCUCCCAACUAAAUGAUGGUCAUAAACUCAAUAAAAUUGAGCUUUACAAAAUGGAAAAUGUUGAUAGAGCCUUAAAUGUGUCCUCUAGUUCUUGUAUUACUAAUACGAGAAAGAAUCAAAUUUCUGAAGGAUCAGAAGCUUCUCUUCAGACUAGAACUUUAUGAGAAAUAAAAAAUACAUCAUUUUCUCGAAGCUCCAAAAGGAUUGUUUCGACUGCUAAACCUUCUUAUUUAAACACAGUCAAGGAGACGUCUAGAAGAAAAGACUUAGUUGCAAAGCAUGCGCUUCGUCAAUUCAGAAAAUUUUACAAAGAAGCAUUCAGAACCAAAAAUCAAGAUACCGUUCCAAGAAGAUACACCAAGAUAUGUCAAACCAAAAUUCACCAGCAUAUGUAUUUGACAUUGGAAGACAUCAUUGAAGAAGAACACCUCACAGACGAGCUUAUUUACUACACAAUUGGAGUAACCCGCAUCAAGAAGGCUCAUCAGCUCUCUUGUUGCUUCAGAUUGAAGCAAGAGAUGAAGGAUUUCAUUGAUCUCACAUUCAAAUUUUCUCACAAUAGGUUACAUAAAUGACUCCAGUCGGAAAGCUUCAAAAUAUUACUAAAGUAUUACCUCAAUAACUCAGAUAACAAUGAUCUAAGAGACCUCUGCAUCACAGUAACAAAUGCCUAAACGAAUGACGACUUAAUACUCAGGCCGCUCUUUCACGUUCUUACCUGCAAGUCCUAAAUCACCAAUAUUAAUUUGAUGCUAAAAAUUGCCCUAAAUCUUUCCCACAUAACUCCUCUCACUUACACCCCCACUUCCCCAGCUCACACCUCUCUUUCCCCCUCUCUCUCCCAAAGUCCCUCUUAGACCAAUUUCUUCCUUCAAAAUCUCCCAAACUGUUAUUUUCCGCACUAAAAUUUCCUUCAAGUCGUACAAAAAGUACUUUUUAAGAUUAAAUUUAAGCUAAAUUUACCAUCAUUCAAAAUCUGUUUAUCUUAAAAUAUAAGAUAGUAGUCAAAUUUCUUCAGAAUUUUCAAACACAUUAAGAAAAAUAUAACAAGUCAACUAAAUCAAGCUACUCGAUGGCAAAAAUCCUUUUUCAGGAUAGACCGAGAUUUCUCUUCCGAAUACUAUUAGAAAUUUUUAGAAUUCUUAGUAUUUUCUUUAUAAUUUGAUUUCUUCAAGUAUAAAGUCUGCUUGGGAUUGCAACAAAGUGUAGAGGCCUUUUCCUGGUCAAACAAUUUAAUUUCUAUUCGAGUAUAUUUGAAUGUAAGAUAGCCUAUAUUUUAGGAUAAUUCAUAGAGACUUGAAAUGACAUAGAUAGGUUUAAAUUAAUAAAAAUGCACCUAGAGCUAUUUCAAAAUGCUUACAGAUAUAGGAAAUUCUCUUACUUAAAAGUCAGUGAGGAUUUAUUCGAUAAAAUAAGUAUAAUUUUUCUAAAUUUUUUGAAAAUUUCUUAGUUCUAAUUAUAGGUAUCAUAAUUAUAAAUUAUCCAAAAUACUUUAGCCCAAAUUCGACUCAAAAAUAAGAAUUUAAAGUCUCCUCAAAAGUCUAAUGCUUUGGAAUACUUUUAAGAUCCUCUCUAACCCUGAGUUCUUGACUUUGUAGCUGCCAUGGUACUUCAUAAUUUCUAGCCACAGUUACUAACAGGGCUAAUAUUUCAAUUAAUGAUAGAUUCUGGGGAGCUAAACUUAGCACCAGGUACCAUAUGUAACUAUAAAGAUCAAUUCUUGAAGAAAACAUUAACACAACAGUGAUCAAUUUAGAACUAUAGAGAUGAACAGUUCAGAAUUCACUGAGAAUUUAGCACAAAGCAAGGGUUCGUUAUCACUAAAAACAUUAAUUUGCCUAAAAUGUGCAGGGGCUCAUCCUUAGUUUAGUCAGGUAUUAGCGUUUUGCCUGGAUAAGCAAGAUUAGAGUAAGGGUAGAAUUCUUAAUGGACUUAUCUAUACGUGUUCUGGUGGGAGAUAAUAUUUAAGAAAUUCAGAAUGAUUUGGAAUCCUAAGACUGUGUAAUUCUUGUCUAGAGCUUAAGAAUGUGGUUUUGUGACAAUUUGUAAGAACAAAAUUA
Molecule: messenger RNA, 2253 nt
Organism: Moneuplotes crassus
Lineage: Eukaryota; Ciliophora; Spirotrichea; Euplotida; Euplotidae
Source: the annotation of a GenBank genome assembly